Messenger RNA from Cajanus cajan (pigeon pea), 1024 nucleotides. The record is from RefSeq and is a predicted model, not a curated record. Lineage: Eukaryota; Viridiplantae; Streptophyta; Magnoliopsida; Fabales; Fabaceae.
AUGUUUGACCUCGGCUCCGGCAAGUCCACGCUCAUCGACGCACUCGCGGGGCGCAUCUCCAAAGACAGCCAGAAAGGGUCCCUCACGCUGAACGGCGACGCUCUCGAGUCCAGCCUCCUCAAAGUCAUCUCCAUGCUCACCGUCGAAGAAACCCUCACCUUCGCCGCUGAGUUCCACCUCUCCCGCUCCCUCUCCAUGCCACCGCGACGUCUCCGGCGGCGAACGGCGCCGCGUCUCCAUCGGCAUCGUGACUCGCACAGGACCAAGAAGAAGAAGAAAUCUCCAACCAAACACACCCCUACCCCCACCCCCACCCCCACCAAAUGGAAAUCCCACGCGCAGCAGCACCUCUACUCCACCAAGCUCCACCAGGCCCUCCGCAGAGUCAACAUCUCAGGCGACGCGCCCCGCCGAGGAAAGGUCGUCCGUGAGGCCGCCGACAGGGUGCUCGCCGUCGCCGCCCGGGGGAGGACUCGCUGGAGCCGCGCCAUCUUGACCCACCGCCUCAAGCUCAAGUUCAGGAAACAGAGCCACAAGAGGCACAAAGUGGUUGGGCCAGCCCACCCCAAGAAGCCCCGCUUCGGCAUCCUCCGCCUCAAGGCCAAAACCCUCCCCGCCGUCCAACGAAAAGUCAGGUUCUUGAGUCGCUUGGUCCCCGGUUGCCGGAAAGAACCGCUUCCCGUGAUUCUCGAAGAAGCAAUCGAUUACAUACUCGCGCUCGAGAUGCAGGUUCGAGUCAUGGCAGCUCUUGCUAACUUACUCUUAGGCUCUUCCUCCCCGCCGCCGCCACUACCGCUGCAUCCAGAGAAUCGCUCAGAGCGGAAGCAUCUUAAGCCUCUUGGACCGCUUGCUCUUCCUCUCCCAUGGCAACACUGUCUUCAGCGGUUCUCUGGCAAUGAAAGGGUUUUGGGUGUGGUUGGAGGUUGACGGCGUUGAAAGGGAAGUGUGUCUUUUAGUGUUUAGAAUGGCAGAUUUUAAUAAUUAAAAGUAGAAAUUAAAAUAAUAUUUUAAUUAGAGGAGGUUA